AUGGGCAUUCGAAAGAAACUGCAAGCUGUUCUUGGAAAAGGCUUCAGAACCCCAAAAUUCAGAUUCAAAUUCAACCUCGCCAUUGCCCGGCUUAAGGUUCUCAAGAACCAGCGCCAAGCACGCUACUCCAUCUCAAGGUCUGACGUGGUCGAGUUGCUUAAACUUGGCAACCACGACAGUGCUCUUCUUAGGGUUGAGCUAGUGAUCAAGGAGCAGAAUAUGUUGGAUGUGUUUGCUAUUGUUGAAGGCUAUUGUCAUCUGUUGAUAGAGAGGGCCAACCUCGUAGAAAAAGAAAAAGUAUGUCCUGAUGAGUUGAAGGAAGCUGUAUCAAGCUUAAUUUAUGCGGCCACAAGGUGCGGGGAACUCCCAGAACUUCAAGAGAUACGAGCAAUUUUCACAGCGCAAUUUGGGAAAGAAUUUGCAGCUAAUGCUGCUGAAUUGCGCAAUGGAUGCAUAGUAAAUCCCAAGAUAGUACAUAAGUUGUCGACGAGGGUGCCAAGCUUGGAGGAAAAAAUGAAGUUGCUUAAGGAGAUUGGUUCAGAGUACAACAUUGAUAUACCAAUUGAAAAGCCUGCUUCAGUCCUUCCAGUGGUAAAUCUAGAAUCAGGUACAGAAUAUUUGCAAAAGCAAUACCCAAUGACCUCAUCAGGAGUCUCUAAUUCAGAAGAAAACAGGCCAAUGCGGCCUGAAGAUAUAGAAACGGUUGAAUUUUUUUCUGAUUCGGUGAAAUUGCGGAGAAGGUACACUGAUGUAGUUGAUGCAGCCCAAGCAGCUUAUGAGUCUGCAUCUUAUGCAGCAGCAGCUGCGAGAGCUGCUGUGGAACUAUCUCGGUCCGAAUCAACUGAUCGUGAUGGUCCUAGCAGUCCCAACGUCCAGGCAAGAAUUGAGCCUAAGAACUCUAAAAUGUUUAUUAGGGAGAAAGUGGUUGCCGGAUUUGCCGAUGCAAAAGUUGAACUGAUAUUCAAGAAAACCCACCCAAUACAAAACUACAGUUUCAGUUCUCGAAUUGAGAGAAAGACUGAACAGUACAAGAAUGGAACAGAAUUCAAGAUAUCGCUAUCUGGUUCAAGUUCUGAUUCAGCAGACGACGAUGAGGGAACUAAGAUGUCCGUUGGUGAUGAGGGCAGACUGGGGAAGGAGAUGGUUUUUGAUGGAAGUGAUGAUGAAACUGCACAUAUGAGUAGAACUCCGAGGUCAGAGACUUAUUUCAUGAAUACCAAUAUGAAGGAUGAUAUGAUAGAAGGUAGGAGCACAAAACCUUAUUGUUCAUCUCACAAGAAUUUUCUUUUAAGAUCUCAAACUGGAUUGACAAUGGAGUCCGAGACUGAAAAUUCUAAGAAGCACUUUGCUGAAGAAAUUAGGACUCAAGGUGCAGAGCAUUUGAAUGUCAACAAGACGCCAAUUUCUGUAAGGACUAGACGGACAUAUGGCCGGUAA
Messenger RNA from Fraxinus pennsylvanica, 1437 nucleotides. The record is from the annotation of a GenBank genome assembly. NCBI's taxonomy places the organism in Eukaryota, Viridiplantae, Streptophyta, Magnoliopsida, Lamiales, Oleaceae.